AUGGAAAAUGUUCGAGCAUAUGGUGCUGGUAUGGCUGGUGGACAAUUUCAACCGGACGUUUUCCUGAGAAAACCGGCUGUUAUCUUGCGAAUCUUUGCUUUGAUAGUUGGACUUGCACAGUGGAUCGCCGUAUCACGUGGUGGUUGGUAUACACCAGAAGAUGGUAAAGAACAAAUUUGCCUUUAUGCGAACAGUUCGUCGACCUGCUCCUUCGGUUCAGCGAUGGGUUUUUUUGCUGUCUUGAGUUCAUUGGGUCUGCUGUUUCUAGACGCUAAAUUUGAAAAAAUUAGUUCUGUUCCAACCAGAAAACGGAUUGUAACUACUGAUAUGAUUCUUUCUGCAUUGCUGGCCUUCUUGUUUCUCAUAACGUUUUUUUCGUUAUGGUCAAAGUAUGGUGAGGUGGAUAUAAGUCAGCCGUAUGACGGUGGUAUGGCCAAAAGUGCCAUAUUAUUUGCGCUUCUGUCAUUCGUUAUUUGGGGUGCCGCUGCGUUUUUGGCAUGGCGACGGUACGAGGAGGGUGCAAUAACAAAUUUCGUACCAUCCUAUGAACAGGAUUUCGCAACUGGCAUACAAACUGGACCAGAUUACAGCUAUGGAGGAGAAAGCGAUAUCGGCGCUGCUGGACAGAGUGACAGAAGCACAUAUCAAAAUGCUCCAUUCACAGCAAUCAAUACAGCAGAAUCUCCGGUAGAUAUUACAAAAAGUUAUCAGGGAUAUUAG
Messenger RNA from Cercopithifilaria johnstoni, 720 nucleotides. The record is from the annotation of a GenBank genome assembly. Lineage: Eukaryota; Metazoa; Nematoda; Chromadorea; Rhabditida; Onchocercidae.